Molecule: messenger RNA, 1572 nt
Organism: Truncatella angustata
Lineage: Eukaryota; Fungi; Ascomycota; Sordariomycetes; Amphisphaeriales; Sporocadaceae
Product: calcineurin-like phosphoesterase
Exons: 3
Coding region: 1-1572 (523 amino acids)
Cellular component (GO): cytoplasm; nucleus
Molecular function (GO): protein serine/threonine phosphatase activity
Source: RefSeq, a predicted model, not a curated record
AUGGGAAACCAGAACUCGAAGGAGGGCGGCUCGUCCUCAAGGUCGGGCGCCGGCCCAGGCGGCGACCGCGGAGAAGGCUUGCAGUCAUAUCCUUCCUUCAGCAGGUCCGACACCAAGGAAUCGUCGCGUUCGUUCAAAACUCUCCGAUCUAAGAUACCUGGCUCAGGGAAGACGGACAGCCCACGAAACUCAACCAUCCUGUCGAACGGCGAGGAGAAGUCAGAUGCUGCUUCUGUAAAAUCCGGCCGGAGCGCAAAAUCACGAGGCAGCGUCAUUUCGGCAUCUGCGCCCCAAUCCCCCGAAGCGACGUCUCCACUAGACGAGCAGCAACCACCUCCAUCCCCCAUACAGUCUGCUUCCAUGAAGGCCGGACACGGAGAUAUCAGUGCCGCCCAGGCUUCGGGUGAGGUCGACCACGUCUCUGACCAACCGCCAUCCGGCGCGGUCUCGUCGAACCCCGACGUCGCCGCCCAACCUGGGGCCUCCAUCCUCGUGAAGAAGGACAACACAAUCAACCCCAUUUUACCAGAUGGCAACGGAACCAUGAUGGGUGAAUCGCCUGGCAACGUAGCCAUCAGUGAUAUCAAGGAUAUUGAUCUGGACGAAUUCAUCAAGCGCCUUCUGGAUGCAGCGUACAACGGCAAGGUCACAAAGAGCGUAUGUCUUAAGAAUGCCGAGAUCGUGGCCAUCUGCCACAGAGCACGCGAGGUAUUUCUAUCCCAGCCCGCGCUGCUGGAAUUGGACGCACCAGUCAAGAUUGUGGGUGAUGUGCACGGUCAGUAUACGGAUCUCAUUCGCAUGUUCGAGAUGUGUGGUUUUCCACCAAACUCGAACUUCCUGUUCUUAGGCGACUACGUCGAUCGAGGAAAGCAGUCCCUGGAGACAAUCUUGCUGUUACUCUGCUACAAGUUGAAAUACCCCGAAAACUUCUUCCUGCUCCGAGGCAAUCACGAAUGCGCCAACGUCACGAGGGUUUACGGAUUUUACGACGAAUGCAAAAGGCGAUGCAACGUCAAGAUCUGGAAGACAUUCAUUGAUUGUUUCAACACACUUCCUAUCGCGGCCAUCGUCGCUGGCAAGAUUUUCUGUGUACAUGGCGGGUUGUCGCCUGCUCUAGGUCACAUGGAUGACAUUCGCAAUAUUGCUCGACCCACAGACGUGCCGGACUACGGGCUGCUCAACGAUCUUCUCUGGUCCGAUCCCGCCGACAUGGAACAGGACUGGGAAGCAAACGAGCGAGGAGUCAGCUACUGUUUUGGCAAAAAGGUCAUUACUGACUUCCUUGCUACUCAUGACUUCGAUUUGGUAUGCCGCGCCCAUAUGGUGGUUGAGGAUGGAUAUGAGUUCUUUACGGACAGAGUUCUUGUCACUGUCUUCAGUGCUCCCAAUUAUUGCGGCGAAUUCGAUAAUUGGGGUGCUGUGAUGUCUGUCUCCUCCGAGCUUCUCUGCAGUUUUGAGCUCCUAAAACCCCUGGACUCUUCAGCUCUAAAGAGUCACAUAAAAAAGGGCAGGAACAAGCGCAACACAAUGCUCAACAGUCCGCCUGCCAGUGUUCUGCCUCAAAGUGUAUGA